Molecule: messenger RNA, 570 nt
Organism: Suillus bovinus
Lineage: Eukaryota; Fungi; Basidiomycota; Agaricomycetes; Boletales; Suillaceae
Exons: 2
Coding region: 258-455 (65 amino acids)
Source: RefSeq, a predicted model, not a curated record
GCCUGCAACCCACUCGACCAACCCAUUUCUCAACUUUCUCGAGAUUUACCCUACAUUGCUGUCAUCAUUAACUAUUGGCUCGGCAUUCCCGUACUCAAAUGACCGUCCACCUAUGACACCGACAUCGCAAAUCACUGUAACUCCUGCUGGACGCACCAACCCAUUUUCUGUGCUUUGUGCAUACAAAGCAGUGCAUGCCCGAGGAACCCUACACAUGGUCACGUUUGUUACGGUGAACGAAUAUCUUUGGUUACUGCAUGGUCAGUAGAAAGAUGAGCGUCUUAGGAAAACCGGCAAUGUAUUAUCUUGCCGCCACUGUCGGUGAUUGCUUUUUACCGCAGCAGAGAUUGUCGGAACACAAGAUACAAUCUGGAAAGGGCAAUCUCUCCAUAGAAAUUGUUCAAGUACCGAAGAUCUUAAAGCCGCUUGUGAAUGGAACCCGGAAGACAUACUAGGGGGCUUUGUAGUGUUGUGGGCAAAACUAGUUGUGCCUGACAGAUGGCAGAACUCUGGAAAGCCCGGACAUUUGUUAUGAACAAAACAGGCGAUGAUGGUGAUCAAGUUCUCUUU